Messenger RNA from Mytilinidion resinicola, 1890 nucleotides. Its product is annotated as ALG6, ALG8 glycosyltransferase. Gene Ontology annotation, cellular component: endoplasmic reticulum membrane. Gene Ontology annotation, molecular function: dolichyl pyrophosphate Man9GlcNAc2 alpha-1,3-glucosyltransferase activity. The transcript is spliced from 3 exons. Bases 66 to 1829 code for a protein of 587 amino acids. Gene Ontology annotation, biological process: protein N-linked glycosylation. The record is from RefSeq and is a predicted model, not a curated record. Lineage: Eukaryota; Fungi; Ascomycota; Dothideomycetes; Mytilinidiales; Mytilinidiaceae.
CUUCCUGAAACCGAUAUGCCCACUUGGGACCCAUACAAGCUCCUGUGAUCCGGUGAAUACGGACCAUGGCCUCUCCACAACCCCAUAAACCUCGAAGAAGACGAAUUCAAGAGAGCUCCCUCGCACACGUCACCCAUGGCACAAUUGAUAAUACGAAUACCCCGAAGCCUGCGUUUCCUCUUGUUGCCUUUCUCUGGCCUGCUAAGGGAACAGUGUCACAAUGGGUCAUCCUUCCUUUGAUGUUAAUGGCAGUUGGGCUGUUUCGAUGGACCACUGGAUUUUGGGGAUACUCUGGCUACGAGGCGCCACCCAUGCAUGGGGAUUUUGAAGCGCAAAGACACUGGAUGGAGAUUACCACGCGCCUGCCCGUCUCCCAGUGGUACUUUCAUGAUCUAGAGUGGUGGGGAUUAGACUAUCCACCUCUUACUGCGUAUCAUAGCUGGCUGCUUGGUGCUGUUGGCACGCUGAUCAACCCAGAGUGGUUUGCGCUGUUCACUUCCCGUGGCCUCCAUGACCCGUCCCUGAAAAUAUACAUGCGCGCCACCGUCUUUGUCUCGGAAUACCUCAUCUAUAUACCCGCCGUUAUAAUCUUUCUCCGCCGAUUCUCGCGACGGGAAGGUGUAAACCUGUGGGAAGCAUCAAUUGCACUUGUAGCUGUUCUUAUGCAACCUGGAACCAUGCUCAUCGACCACGGCCACUUCCAAUACAAUACCGUAAUGCUAGGCCUGGUGCUUGCUAGCAUGUCUAGCAUGAUUGCAGGUCGGCCGCUAUGGGGCUGCGUGUUUUUCGUAGCAGCUCUUGGCUUCAAACAGAUGGCUCUAUUCUACGCACCAGCUUUCUUCGUCUACCUCUUGGGCAUCUGUUUUGUCCCGCGCAUAAACAUACUACGCUUAAUUGCCAUCGCGCUGGUCACCGCGAUCUCGUUCGCUUUACUCUAUGCUCCCUUCCUUUUAAGAGUAGCGUAUGAUUCAUACCAGGGCAUCGACAUGUCCAACUUCUCCGUUCCUCCUCUCCUGGCAUCCCUGCCUAUCGACCUUAACGAAAAAGCGUGGUACUACCCAAUCGUACUCCAACUCUUCCAAUCAAUCCACCGAGUUUUCCCGUUCGCGCGCGGCCUCUUUGAAGAUAAGGUCGCCAACGUCUGGUGCGCGAUUCACACCUUCCACAAGCUCCACCAAUACCCCAGCGCUUCAGUCCAGCGUGCGGCUCUCCUUGCUACCUCUGCUGCCAUAGCGCCGCCAUGUCUUAUCCUCCUCAUUAAACCGCGCAAAGAACAUCUCCCUUUGGCACUCGCAGCCACCUCCUGGGGCUUCUUCCUAUGCUCAUAUCAAGUUCACGAGAAGAACGUGUUACUACCACUCCUGCCAAUGACGGUCUUGCUGAGUGGGAAAGGAGGACUCCUCCCUUCCACUAGGGCUUGGGUCGGUCUAGCAAACAUGCUAGGCGUAUGGACUAUGUUUCCACUUCUCAAGCGCGAUGACUUAAGGGUUCCGUACUUUGUCCUCACACUCCUAUGGGCAUACCUCCUCGGUCUCCCGCCUGUUUCACUCUCCGCAUACUCUGAAGGGACAUCUGGAGGCUUGACUCUAGGAACAAAGAUUCUUCACAUCAAUAUCUAUAUCGCCAUGGUCGGGUGGCAUGUAUUAGAAGCCUUUGUUCCCCCUCCAGAGCGCUUGCCAGAUUUAUGGGUUGUGCUGAACGUGCUUGUCGGUGCCGCAGGCUUCGGGCUAUGCUAUCUUUGGUGCUUGUGGAAUCUGGCCGACAAGAGCGGCAUAUUCGCGAGCAAAAGGAAAUCCGUUGGCAGUGAGAGCAAGCCAAAGACAUUGUGAGAGUUCAAACAUAUUUAUAUAUUCUAUACCCAAAUAAAAAGAAGCUUUCGAUCUAUGCAUU